AUGGACCUGUUCUCCGCCGCCUUCGAGAACUUCGGUCUGGUCAUCAACACGCAGAAGACGGUGGUGAUGCAUCGACCGCCAAACAACACAGCCACUCCCACCAACGCGCCGCAAAUCAGCGUGAAUGGGGCCCAACUGCAAGUGGUGGAGAACUUCUCGUAACUGGGCAGUACUCUCUCCCGCAACACCAAGAUCGAUGACGAAGUCGCCAGCAGGAUCUCGAAAGCCAGUCAAGCCUUCGGCCGCCUCCAAAGCACCGUUUGGAAUCGUCACGGUCUCCAACUGAGCACGAAGCUGAAGAUGUACAAGGCCGUCAUCCUGCCGGCACUACUGUAUGGAGCGGAGACUUGGACGGUGUACGCAAAGCAGGCACGCCGUCUGAACCACUUCCACCUCAGUUGUCUUCGUCGCAUCCUGAAGCUGAACUGGCAGGAUCAAAUCCCCGACACUGAAGUACUGGAACGAACGGGAAUUCUCAGCAUCUACGCCAUACUGAGACAGAUGCAGCUGCGCUGGAGUGGCCACCUGGUGCGCAUGGACGACGAGCGACUACCAAAAAGACUCUUCUACGGAGACGUCGCGACGGGUUCUCGCCGCCAAGGUGGUCGAAUUCGUCGAUACAAGGACACUCUAAAGUCCUCCCUGAAGUGCCUUCAAAUCAACCCGACCAACUGGGAAGAGCUCGCCCGCGAUCGUCCGACGUGGAGGAGAACUGUGAAGACGAGCGCUGCUAUCUACGAAGCCAACCGCAUCGCCGCCGUCAAAGCGAAACGCGAAGCCCGCAAAUCACAACUGCGCCCAGUCCGCAACGCCGAAGCACAACCGCUUCCGACGUGUCCUCGAUGUCAACGGACAUUCCGGGCUCGAGUCGGACUUGUUGGACAUCUAAGGAUCAACUGUACCUCUCGGACCGCACCAACCGCCGCCCCUCCACCCUCCUCUUCCAUGUCCUCUCUGCUGCCAACUACCUCUGGUAAUUCUUCUAAACCGUCACUUCCAUCCUCCUGCUCCUCCUUUUCCUCCUCCUCCUCCUCCUCCUCCUCCUCCUCAACCACUGUCCCAACGACGGCCACCCAUGCGGGCAUCUCGCACAUCACCAACCCUGACACAACAACCGACACCACUCCCACCUCCUCUGACUCCAGCGAUGAGGAUCAAGACUACACCUGCCCUCACUGCGACCGCACCUUCACCUCACACAUCGGCCUGGUCGGUCACUUGCAAAUCCAUCGCACAGAGACUGGCGAACCAGUUGCAGGAGCACCAACCUACACACACCGCACUCGUCUCCACUGCCCGCGCACAUUCACGCAUCGCAUGGGCCUUUUCGGUCACAUGCGGAUCCACGAGAACGGAAUAGACCGCAGUACCGACACAUCCAUUAUGCUAAAUCCCAUGCCCGCUUCAUCAUUCUGUGACCCCACCGCCCUCCCCGCAACUGACACGUACGCCACCGACUUCACCUGUCCACACUAUCCUUGCACAUUCACCUCAUACAUCGGCCUGGUCGGUCACUUGCGAAUCCAUCGCACAGAGACUGGCGAACCAGUGCCUGGAGCACCAGUCUAUACCCUCAAAGCUCGACUCAACUGCACACAUUGUCCUCGCACUUUCAGGAACCGCAUGGGCCUAUUCGGCCACAAGCCUAUUCGGCCACGAGAGCGGAAUUGACCCCAACUCCGACACACCCACCACACUUAACACGUCCACCAUGCCCAGCCCCACCCUCGCUCCAUCGCCCUGCGCGCUCAUCCUCAUCACCACCACCACCGCCUCUGUAGCUGACACCGGCACUCCCGACCUCUCAUGUCCACACCGUCCACGCACGUUCACCUCACGCAUCGGCCUGGUCGGUCACUUGCGAAUCCAUCGCACAGAGACCGGAGAACCAGUGCCUGGGGCACCAACCUAUACCCACCACGCUCGACUCAACUGCCAACACUGUCCUCGCACUUUCAGGCAUCGCCUGGGCCUAUUCGGUCACAUGUGCAUCGACGACGACCUGCGGUAG
Messenger RNA from Spirometra erinaceieuropaei, 2011 nucleotides. The record is from the annotation of a GenBank genome assembly. Lineage: Eukaryota; Metazoa; Platyhelminthes; Cestoda; Diphyllobothriidea; Diphyllobothriidae.